ACAUUCGUCCAGAAUGAAACGCCUACAAGUUAGCUAGCUAGAUAACGUUUAGCCUACUUCCAAAACAGAGCGAAUGAGAAGAAACUCUAACGAAAAAUAUUACGGUAUCAAUUAUAGCUUCGCAUUAACGACUAAUUUCUAGGCUAAUGCUUUAAAAUGAAACGUCCUACUUCGUAACAACAUCCGUAGCCAGACAGAUAACUUGCAGACUUUCGUCGGUUUGCUAACUGGUUAGCAAUCUGGCCAUUAUUCCUUCUCUUCUGAUCAUCGGUGCCUUAAGUCACUGAGAGCUGAAUGUUUCCUGUUCAGUAAUGUUCCAGCAAAAGAUAAACAAAACUCAUCCACGAAUUAACCAGCAGUGUUUAUUUUGUCGGAACAGAUCGAAACAUGUAUCCCAACGUAUGGAACAUUAAAGAGAUUUUAAGUAUAUCGAAUGGAGGGAGUAAAUCCUCUGGCCGAAGUAGUGCCACCAGCGAUUACUCCAGCCUGACAGACUCCCAGUUUCUGUUUGGGUCCCAGUUCUGGUCAGAUCAAAUGGGCCUUUCCCAGGAAAUGAGUCUACAGUCCAAGAACUCUCAGCAAAACUCACAGGAGGUAAAUGAGCCCAAAGUUUCAACAAACUACCACACCAAGCCUUACCUGUUCGGUGGAGAUUCAAAGGACAAAAGCAAGAUGCCGAAUUUUACAUGCAGCAAAACCAAAGGAAUCCUGGGGCAGUUUGAGGAGGAGAAAAAAAAAGCAAAAGAGAAGACUGAAAGUGAGAUGCUCAUGAGUGAAUUGUCACAGCUUAAGGAAUGCAUGGAAAAUAUGAAGAAUUCCUUAAGCAGCAUGGAUGGAAACACAGGUUCUACUAAAAGAGUUGUAGUGGAAGCCUUGAAUGGUUUCACAAUAACAUUUCAGGGUGCUGUGGGCAGCAUGCAAGAAGGCUUCGCAGUGCAGUUGGGGGCAGUGCUGGACAAGCUCAACUGCCAGUCAGAGGCCCUACGAGACAUGGAGAACAGGGAGUCCAAGGUAGUUUCAGAGGUGGCCACUCUGGCUACAUGCAUGCACAGCCUGCAGCAGGAGUUGAAGAGCUUGAGGACUGAGCAGGCCAGGAAGCAGUGCAUGAUGGGAGAGAUGCUCUCCUGGCUGCAGGCUCUGACCUCCACUCAGCCGCCAUCGGCCCCCGUGGCAGACAGUGGUGUGCAGACAUCGCCCUGCCCCUGGGAAAGACUCUGUCUGGUUAGCGAGAAGACGCAGUACAUCCAGAGCCUGCAGCUGAGCACCGGGCCAGCACCACAGCCUCCAGGAGUGACUGGAUACCUUGGGCCACUGCGGCCCAUUGACCAGGAACCCUGCCGAACCAGCGAGCCAAACCUGCGGGUUGCUGCCCACACAGAGCCGGAGCGAGCUGAGGCUCUGGCAGACAGAACGUGUGAGAUGCAUGAGCAGAAACCAUACCGUACCCACCCUGCCACGGCUCACAUGCCGGGAAUACAAAAAGGUGCAGCCGACACAGGGCCGCAGGAAACUGCAGCUGCCUGCAGCCAGCCCGGAGCCACGCAGGAGAACCUCGGGCCCCUGUCUCGAGAUGACGGAGGCAUUCACCGAACUGGCGGAGUCCCUAAGCUAGCUGGCAGGCAGAAGAGAACUGCCCAGAGAGGGCAGAGAACAUGGAUGCCCAAGAGGAGGAAGAAGGUCCAGCCGCUGCGUGGGGGGCAGGGCAGUGGCAACAGGGGCAAAGCGAUAAUGCCUGCCCCCACUUCCUGCCAGAGUCCAGCCUAUCACACGUCCGAGAACGCAGGGGCAUGCUUCAAUCCCUGUGCAGGUUGGUCCCAGAACAGCAACAGCAUACAAUUUGUCUCCGGGUGUGAGGCGACCACAGCAUCAUGGGUAAUACCACUCCCUACAGCCAAGACUGAGAUCACACAGAAGGGGUUUUGGCAGCUGUUUGAUUUCUGUGAUGAUUCUGACUAGACACACCAUCUGUAAGCAUGCUGAGGUGUUUCUAAAAAAAGCCAUAAUUUGAAUAGGACUUGUUCGUACCUAGUGUAGGUCAGGGGUGUCAAAAGCAUCUGCAGCUUUUUCCUUUUAGUCAGCAAUCAGUUCAGGCAUUGGAGGAAGUUGCUUGGACUCUUUAGCUAAUCAGUGUCUUAAGUGAAUCCCUUAAGAGCUGAAACACAGCAAAAACCAGCAAAUGCUGUGGCCAACCAAGACUGGAGUCUUACAGCCCUGCUGUAGCUUUUGUUAAAGCUCCUAAUAGAUGUUGGGUACUGUUAUUACAGCAAUGUACUGUCAUAUACAAGUCUUUCAUUGCUUGCUCUAUAAUGAUUAAUUCCAGGGAUUGUAUGUUUAAAAAAAAAAAAAAAAAAAAAAAAAACUUACUUAUAUAAUAUUAAACUGUAAAAUGUAUGGAACCUUAACACAUUACUUAUACAUCAGAACAAAGGUUUUACAGACUGACCAAAAUCUGUUUUAGGCAUCGGUCAGUCUGCCACACUGAUGCAGUGCUACUGCUGGUACUCAAGAUCAGCACAAGCUUGUUCAACCGUUUUUAGCCACAGAAAUGCACCAUUGCCAUUGUCUCCUUGAAGACUUCGGCCAAACCACUUUAACCGAUAAAACUACUUUUUGAUCUAUUAAUGCUACGUAAUUUCUUUCCUCUUCUUAACGACAAUGCAAAUUUCUGAGCGCAUUACUGUAGGAAGUCUCAAAAUUCCUAGUCUACUACCCUCAUGCAGUUCAGUUGGAAUUCAAGACAGUUUUUUCCAGGGAAUUUUCCCCAAAAACUCGUGUUUUUGCUUUUGUUUGCAAUAGUGUCCCGUUAAUUUAUACCUUUGUGGCAUGUUCCUUGAUUUCAUGAUCAAUAAAACUAACCACAUAUUUCUCAUCUUUCUUUA
Messenger RNA from Anguilla rostrata (American eel), 2879 nucleotides. RefSeq names its product interactor of HORMAD1 protein 1-like. The transcript has 7 exons. The record is from RefSeq and is a predicted model, not a curated record. The coding region runs from base 388 to 1956 and encodes 522 amino acids. Gene Ontology annotation, biological process: DNA recombination; homologous chromosome pairing at meiosis; meiotic DNA double-strand break formation. NCBI's taxonomy places the organism in Eukaryota, Metazoa, Chordata, Actinopteri, Anguilliformes, Anguillidae. Gene Ontology annotation, cellular component: condensed nuclear chromosome.